Messenger RNA from Prunus avium (sweet cherry), 1990 nucleotides. RefSeq names its product lipid transporter. Gene Ontology annotation, cellular component: endoplasmic reticulum membrane. The record is from RefSeq and is a predicted model, not a curated record. Gene Ontology annotation, biological process: dolichol-linked oligosaccharide biosynthetic process; glycolipid translocation. NCBI's taxonomy places the organism in Eukaryota, Viridiplantae, Streptophyta, Magnoliopsida, Rosales, Rosaceae.
ACAUUUGUUAGAAUCACUUAAAGUCGGAAAUAUUUUGGAAUUCGAAGGUCUCUCAUUCUCAUUCUCCCUUUCGCUUCUGAACUCUGAGAGAGAGAGAUCCCAGAAAAGGUCAUCGAGAUGUCAAGAGCGUCGUCGGUUGGAUCUCAAUCUCAAUCACUCAGUGACAGCAGUUUCUCUCGCACCUUCAAGUACUUGCUCGCUACGCAAUUCUUGUCAAGGGGAAUUCCAUUUAUAUUCAAUGCGUGGAUCGUCAGGCACCUUUCAGUUGAGGACUUUGCGCUCUAUGGAGUACAAUUUCCUCUUUUUGUCACCUGUGUACUGUUUCUCAGUCGUGAGGGAGUUCGGCGAGCAUGCCUGCGGGCAGACAUGAAAAGUGAUGGUACUUCAACAGAAGAAAAUAUAGCAAAGAUAAUGACAUUUGCCUGGUUAAUUCCCCCAUGUGGAAUUCUUCUUACUGUUGCAGCAUGCGGUGUUGUCUUCUGGAAUAAAGGCUUAAGCUUUUCUGAUCCAUAUGGGCAAGCAAUCUUGAUUAAUGGCUCUGCAUGUAUUUUUGAACUACUGGCAGAGCCCUUGUAUAUCCUUUCUCAGAACUUGCUUCUGCUUAAACUAAGGCUAGUAGUUGAGACAGUUGCUACUCUUUCCCGCUGCAUAACAAUGUUCAUUCUCAUUGUCAAGCAAACUGACAUGGAUAAAGCGAUUGUAUUUUCAUUGUCACAAACUGCGUAUGGAGUGUGCUUGUUCCUAGGUUAUUGGGUCUAUUUUCUUCUUUUUGGUACAUGUAGAAGUUCUGCUAUUUUCCCAUUCAGAGUAAAGAAUAAGAAGCAUUAUGAUGGGCAGCUGUCUGACAUGUGUAAGUUGUUUACACUUCAAUCCUUGAUGAAGUUGAUCCUUCAAGAAGGACAAAGUCUUGUCCUUUUAUGGCGGGCGACAUAUUAUAACCAAGCCGUAUAUGGACUUGUGGACAAAUUAGGGAGCCUAGUGGUGAGGCUGGUGUUUCUUCCUUUUGAAGAAAGUUCCUAUGCUACAUUUGCAAGGUCUGCAUCAGGAAAAGACCCAAAUAAAGACAGGAGGCUAGGAAGUAGCCUUACAGAGGCCCUUAAACUGGUUUUGUUAAUAGGUCUUGUAUUUAUGGCGUUUGGUCCAAGUUAUGCUUAUUCUCUCAUCAGAUUGUUGUACGGACAGAAAUGGAGUGAUGGGGAAGCAUCAACAGCCCUUCGAUAUUAUUGCAUUUAUAUAAUUGUUCUGGCUAUGAAUGGAACAUCUGAAUCAUUUCUACAUGCUGUUGCAAAAGAGAAGCAACUAGUACGGUCAAACCUUUCAUCAUUUAUGUUCGCAAUAUUACAUGUAGUACUGAAUAUCCUGCUGAUCAACUCAGCUGGUGCAGUUGGCUUAAUUUUGGCAAACUCAAUAAAUAUGAUCCUGAGAAUAGCGUACUCUGGGGUAUUCAUCAAGCAAUACUUCCAGGAUUCCUCCUUAUUUUCUUUUUACAGAUGCUUACCUUCAGGAUGGAAGGUCCUACUGUUUUCAGGAAUAACAACUAUUAUUUCUGAGAGGAUAUUUCUGGACAGGGAGAAUUUCUGGCCGACUUUCUUCGUUCAUUUCUCCAUUGGGGUCGCUUGCUUCUGCAUGUCGUCGUUUGUCAUAUAUCGCCGCGAGAGAUCCUUCAUCAACAGAAUUAUCCGCUUCCGCGAUCACUCAGACUAAGAAAACGGACUUUUCAUGAUCCAUCUAAGCGUGUAGAGAAUAUUUAUUUGCCACUAAUCUGAUUGACAACUUCUUACAUACGUAUCUGGGUAUGAGGAUUACCGAUUACAAUGCAGAAAAAACAACAGGACGGGGAUUAAUGAUACCUAUGGAAGGUAACUGUAAGCACCUACUGAUAUAUCUAUGUAAUUUGUUUGAGUAUGCAUUAAUGAGAAAGAAACAGGUUCUGGAUUGAAGACAAAUGCACAAGGGAGAACCCAUUUAGUGGGAAUUUUUAAAGAAUUUA